AUGGGGAGCCGUCUACCCUCACUCCUGUUGCUGCCCCCGCCCCCGCACCCCCCGUCCCGCUUGGCUCUUAACACCGCAUACGAGCCUCCUCUUAAAGCUGCCAUCUCGAAGUUGAACAACGAGACAGCCGGGAAGGAUGGUGCAACGCUUAUUGUCGCCCCCGUAUUGCCGAUCCUUGCGGGUAGCUCGGCGCGGCAAAAGUCACUGUCUUGGUCCCACGCGCAAUCCGUCAUAGCCGGCUUGUACGGUGUCGUAUCCGCCAUCUGCGCUCAGCUAUCCAUCCCCACCGAUAUCCACGCGGGCCCGGGGUCCGUGGAUGUCCGCGUCGUUUUGGUCGACCGCGAACUACCGAAACCGGCUGCGACGGUUUCCAAGCCUGCAGUAGGGCCGAACAACACAGUAAUUAUCAACCUCGCCACCUUUGCCGCGGCUUAUCAUCCGUGGGAAUAUAUAUUCCACCCGAAUAACGAGCCUGGUUACGAGCUGCUCUCGAAUUACCUCAAAGUCCUGGAGGGUUUCCAGACGUUAAGGCAAUCUCAGCUCGUCGUAGUGGAAGGCGGCCUCUCUGUGACUACCCGGCCGCCUUCCCCGUCAGGAGCCCUCUCUCAUACUGCUCUUCGUGCUGUCGUCUGUUUAGGGGGCACCUUCGAUCAUCUUCACCUGGGACACAAACUGCUCUUGACUGCGGCUGCGAUGCUGCUGAAGGUCCCUAAAGAGGGCGCACCGAGCCCGUGCCAAUUCAUCAUCGGCGUCACUGGGGACGAGUUGUUGAAGAGAAAGAAAUACGCGGAAUACGUACAGCCUUGGGACGAGCGCGCAACAAACAUAAUAGAUUUCCUAUCUACUGUGCUUGACCUGUCUAGGAACGGUUGGGGAAAGGACAAGAGACAGCUUAGCCUUGAGAAACAAGGAGAGGUCGUUGCCGUGUUUCGGGAUGGUACAAUCGAGGUCCGUUGUGUCGUUAUUCAAGAUGCCUAUGGCCCCACGGUCACCACGGAAAACAUGGACGCCCUUGUUGUCUCAGCUGAGACAAGGGCUGGUGGCAACGCUGUGAACGAACGGCGAAAGGAACUCGGCUGGCGGCAGCUGGAGAUAUUUGAAGUUGACGUCCUUGAUGCCGGCGGGAUUGUGGAAAAGUCACCAGAAACGCAGGAUUUUACGACCAAGAUAAGCAGCACAGCUAUUCGGAAGCAGAAGGCCGAAUCGCUUGGCUAG
Durotheca rogersii is the source of this 1215-nucleotide messenger RNA. RefSeq names its product pantetheine-phosphate adenylyltransferase-like protein. Gene Ontology annotation, biological process: coenzyme A biosynthetic process. The coding region runs from base 1 to 1215 and encodes 404 amino acids. NCBI's taxonomy places the organism in Eukaryota, Fungi, Ascomycota, Sordariomycetes, Xylariales, Xylariaceae. The record is from RefSeq and is a predicted model, not a curated record. The transcript has a single exon. Gene Ontology annotation, molecular function: dephospho-CoA kinase activity.